AUACAAACUUCUGGGUUUGCAUUAGCGCAGAAGAUUUUGGGCAUUGGGAAGAAGGGGGCGAGCAGGGGAACUUAUACGGCCUUGAGCAGGGGGACAGUGUUUGUUUACGGAGGUUUACGGUGUUUUGGUGUGUUUGGUGACCGUGGUUUUAGGAAGUCGUUGUUUUGUGGCUAUGAUCCGCUAAGAUUGUAUCGCAAUUGAACCUGGGCAUUGGCAUAGCAUGAGUACCAUUUGUUCAGAUAUACCCCCUGCGACUUCUUGCAGCCGUUAUUUCGGAAAUGCAUCCCAAUCAGAACUCAAGCUUGAACUGACCAAUGCUGAGAAGUGUGGGCUGAAAAUGCAGAGUGAUUUGAGGAUACAAAAGUCACCAAGCAAAUCACCCAACCAGUCUUUGGCUUCAGAUCAAGAUGUACAUUAUGAAGAAAACCAAAGAUUUUGUGAAGAUGGCAAAAAUGUGCUUGGGCUGAGCAAUGUCUUGGUGAGCAAUGGACGAACUGAAGAUGAGCUGUCUGACAAGUGCUUGACUAGUCAGUCAGGGGUGGCAUAUGAGAGUGGUGCUAGUGGUCUUUCAAGUAGUCUUAGCUUAAGCACGUCCAUCCAUGCAAGCCAGUCAUUCACUGAGAGUUCCUCGGCCAUGAAUAGUAGUUCAGGUGGUUCUCCACCAAACCUAUGGUCUACAACAUCUGCAGAUCAAAGCAUCAUGGGCAGAAUGCAGGCAGCAAAUGGUGCACAGUACCCAAGUCACUUUCCAUCACACACACAGAUGCAUGCCUCCAAUCAAAAUGCGUUGAUUGGGGGUGGCUGUGCAUCCCAGUAUAACAUUGCAUCACCAAGCCUUGGCCAGAGAAGACAUGUAACAGCUGCACACAGCAUGACUCCAAGCCAAACCCAGAAGCAUUAUGUGGAUAGCAAGAGCUACCCAGCCUGGUCAGCAGUGAGUGGAUCUCAGCACAACAGCUGGGGUGCUGGAGCUCAACCACAGCAGAACCUGACUGCCAUGCCUAACUGGAACAGGGUUCCAAAGGUCUCUAAUCAUCACCAGGUCCCCAUGACACACUUUCCAGCUAGUAUGUCUGGAAACAGCUCUAGCAUGGCCCAGAAGUACAACUCAUUUAGCCAAGCUGGUGGAGCAGUGGUCUUUACACCAAACAAGUUCAGGGGCACUUCCUUCCCUUCCAAGGGACCUUAUGGGCAGCCUCCACCUUCGCAGGAUGCAAGAGGAAGCAACAUGCUAUUUGGAUAUCAGGAUCGGAGCGGCCUCUGCUCGGUGGCGGAGCCGAGCCCUCUGGACACGAUGCGCUCACUGGAGCACUACCUGACGGACAUGGUGCGCGGCUGCGGAGACGCCGGCUACCUGAACGGCGGCGGCAACGGUGGUGUUGGCCUGCACUCACUGGGACAGCUGCAGGGCAAGCCGCCGUUCUUCCCUGGCCUGGACGAGGCGGCGGCCGCUCAUCUGCUGGAGGGUGUGGCUGCCAUCAGCCCGUGCCGCACCUCGCCCCGCUCGGCCGGCUCUGCCGACAACGGCGAGCGCUACAGUCGCAAGGUGUUCGUCGGCGGACUGCCGCCAGACAUCGACGAGGAGGAGAUCACUGCCUCGUUCCGCCGGUUCGGUCCGCUGGUGGUCGACUGGCCGCACAAGGCCGAGUCCAAGUCCUACUUCCCGCCGAAGGGCUACGCCUUCCUGCUGUUCCAGGACGAGAGCUCCGUGCAGCAGCUGAUCGACACGUGCAUCCAGGACGACGACAAGCUCUACCUGUGCGUCUCGUCACCCACCAUCAAGGACAAGCCGGUGCAGAUCCGGCCGUGGAAGCUCUCCGACGCCGACUUUGUGCGGGACGCCUCUCUGCCGCUCGACCCCCGCAAGACGGUGUUCGUCGGCGGCGUGCCCCGUCCGCUGAAGGCCGUGGAGCUGGCGAUGAUCAUGGACCGUCUGUACGGCGGCGUGUGUUACGCCGGUAUUGACACGGACCCGGAGCUCAAGUACCCGAAGGGCGCCGGCCGCGUGGCCUUCAGUAACCAGCAGAGCUACAUCGCCGCUAUCAGCGCGCGCUUCGUGCAGCUGCAGCACGGCGACAUCGACAAACGGGUGGAGGUGAAGCCGUACGUGCUCGAUGACCAGAUGUGCGACGAGUGCCAGGGCGUCCGCUGCAGCGGCAAGUUCGCACCCUUCUUCUGCGCCAACGUCACCUGUCUGCAGUACUACUGUGAGCACUGCUGGGCCACCAUCCACUCCCGGCCGGGCCGCGAGUUCCACAAGCCGCUGGUGAAGGAGGGUGCCGACCGGCCCCGCGCCGUCCCCUAUCGCUGGUGCUAGGUGAUCGCGCCGCUGCCACGCCACGACUAGUCAACCCAGCUGCAAUCACAGUCAGUCGGUUGCCGACAGACGACGACCCGUAGUUCUGUCGGCGUCAGUCCACACUGAGUCAGUCCACAGAGUCCACACAGUCUGUGACGUCUGUCCACAUUCUAUCAGCGUCUACCGGUGUCUGUCCACAGCCUGAUUACGUUAAUCCACAGUUCAGUGGCGUCGGUUCAUGACACUUUAAGACGUUAAUCCAUAGUUCAAUGGCGUCAGUUCCACAUUCUAAUGACAUCAGACCACAAUCCGAUCACGCCGGGCUACAUCUGCCGGCGUCGAUUCUGUGUAGGUAGCUGCUGGUAGUCUGGCUUAUGCUGGCGUCCCACACAGUACCCUCUAGCGGCACACCGGACAGCCGAGUGGCCCCUCUGUUAGUGCCAUAGACUAGGUGUUAAUCGCGUACAGUCGGUGGGACGCACGGGCGGGCGGCCAUAACCUCAACUUUUACCAUGGAUACAUGUGUGUGUAAAUAUCAGUAGAUUAUAGUCACCUUGUAAUUAAUUGUCGGGCCUCUCUUGUAUUCCAGUUGAGAGCCGUUUGGAUGCAUUUUUUACUUUCGCAUUUUUGUAUUGUUGGCGUUGCAAUUGUAUAUAGAUUAUGUACAAAUAAUCGGUAUUUAUAUGAUGGUUCUUGUAAAAAUCGUAUAGUUCCUCCUUAUUUUUUGGGCUGCCUUUUUGUACCUCCCGCAAUAUUAACUGUUCGUACAGCCGCUGCACACAUUUGGCGCAGUGCCGUGAGAUCGUGAUGGUGCGGCCUCCCGCACCGUAUGCUCUGAUUACCUGUACAUAGUUGUAGUUUUGCUCGAGCCGCACGCUGCUGCGGCCCUGCACACCUUUUUGGCCGCCCGCCCUGUCAGACGCCCCCGAGUGCAGCGCUGCUUCCGACUGCACCGGCUGCGUUCUAGCGUUCUCGACACACUAGGCAUUUUCGGGAGUUUUGAGCCCGGUAGCUUCGCUACGGGGUAGGUUGAAUUACAUGUGAUAGUCGUAUUUAUCCCCUAAUGUGAUUGACGCUAAUUUAUGCAAUUAAUUUUCUAGUUCAUACAUUUUUAUUUUCAGUAUGUUAUUCACUUAUUUACGGCGAAUAAUAGGCUAGCUAUUCAGCGUGUUGCGUGUUUAGAUUGACUGCUUUUCGUUAAUAUUUAUGUUUGCGUGUGGUGUUUCGCUGCGAGUGUUUGGGCGGCGGGGCGCGCCGCUGCGCCGGCCCCCGCCGUCCUCCCUGUCAGUCCGUGUUGUGAUAGUGAGUCAGGCGGCCGUCUGCCCGGAACCACAUACACCAGAUGCGGGUCACCAUGUCAAAACGGGGCGCCGGCCGACCGCCCCGCCCCGCGCCGAGCUUUCACACGCGCCGGUCCCCAGGGCUCAGCUCCAUAACCGGGCGGCCGCGCGCCGCCGCCGGGGCCCGGGCCCGUGUAACUGCCUCCGCGCCCUGUCCCCACCUCCGCUCGGUUGUGCACGUCGGCGACUGAUAUUUGUGUGAUGUAGAAAUGUAUUUUGAGUGGUUUGUACUAAAUUCAGUGUAUUUGAUUGUGGUCCCAGUCCGUGUCCAUCGGCCGUCGCGCACCGUUUGCCAUUUUGUCCCGAAAUCCGAUGUAGCGGCUGCCGUAUCCCUCAGCGCCCAUCCGUGUGUGAGUUGUGUGACGGGUCGCCCCCGCCGCAGCCUCGUUGACAAGUCGUUUUUAAGGCAUUUUCUAAUUUUAUAGUUGUGUCUGGGACCGGGGAGCCGACCGACCGCCCGGCCGCCGGGUGUCGACCCUCUUCAUUUACCCAUUUGAGGAGUUUUUAUGGUUAUUUUGUUGUCAGACGUUUUUAUGUUUUAUAAAUAAGUAAAAACGCAAAUAAAUAGUGUUGUGUUUUGUUUGUACUGCAGUUUUUCUACUCCAGCUUGCCAUAGUUGCCACUGAUUCCGGGUUGACCGCGAUUGUAACCAGUCGACCUUGGUCCGAGCGUUUAUCGUCCACCUUGUAUUAACUUAUUGUAACUAUUUCAAUAAACUGCUAGUCAGCC
This is a messenger RNA of Amphibalanus amphitrite, 4368 nucleotides long. RefSeq names its product cytoplasmic polyadenylation element-binding protein 2-like. The record is from RefSeq and is a predicted model, not a curated record. Gene Ontology annotation, biological process: negative regulation of cytoplasmic translation. Gene Ontology annotation, cellular component: neuron projection; cytoplasm; nucleus. The transcript is spliced from 9 exons. NCBI's taxonomy places the organism in Eukaryota, Metazoa, Arthropoda, Thecostraca, Balanomorpha, Balanidae. The coding region runs from base 221 to 2317 and encodes 698 amino acids. Gene Ontology annotation, molecular function: mRNA regulatory element binding translation repressor activity; mRNA 3'-UTR binding; ribosome binding.